Molecule: messenger RNA, 3747 nt
Organism: Coniosporium apollinis CBS 100218
Lineage: Eukaryota; Fungi; Ascomycota; Dothideomycetes
Exons: 4
Coding region: 1-3747 (1248 amino acids)
Molecular function (GO): lipid binding
Source: RefSeq, a predicted model, not a curated record
AUGUCGGGACGCGACGAUGCAGAGACGUCGCGGCGGGAUCAUCGAGCACCCUACACGUCGCACCAUCCGGUUCCUACCAUUCAAGGCUAUCGUGAAGAGAAAGAGAAGCGACGAGCUCAGGCCGGCGGCGAUGAAAAUGCAUACCAGGACAGCGCACCCAGUACGGCAGAGCAAGUGAAAGAAAGUGCCAAGAGCUACUGGCAGGGCAAUGACUAUCAUUAUCAUGGCCAACCUCAGAAUCCGUACCAGACCGAGAACCUGAACGACGAGUCGGCGAACGGUCGCGCCGAGGAACAGCGAGGAGAGAGGCAUGAAGACCAGGGGGCGGCGGGCGAACCGGACCAGAAUGACAACAGGGAAAGGAAGGAUGAAGGCGAAGUUGAGGACACCUCCCAGGCAGCAUUCACAGAGCAAGAUCCUAAACAAAGGCGCAAGCAGAUGAAGAAAAGGAAGGAUGAUGCAUCACAACGCGAAGUCACCGACCCGGUCACUCACUUGCCCGUCACGAUCCAUGAUUACACAAUGAAGGAGUUGGAGGGCGCACCAGAGAACGAGUCUCUCGGAGGAAACCAAUAUCGGGCAGAUACAGACUUGAGUGCCAAGUCGAAGGACAUGGAUCAACUCCGCAAGGAGGCAGCCGAGAUGCAUGUCGCCCAUGAAGGAGUAGAAGCGCUGUUUCCUCCACCAGAGUAUGAUUCAGCGCGUGAGCAGUUGGUGGAGAUAUACAAGCAGCUCACUCUGGUAGGAGUGGGCGCAGUAUCUGUCUCUGGCACAAUCCUCCUACUUCUUUCUAAUAUAUUUUGGGCCCCACCUGGAGGGUCGUGGCUGGGUAAAACGUUCUUGCUAUUCGUCUUGCCGUCGAUAAGCCUUGGUCUUGGACUUUUACUGACUUGGGGCCUGCGAGACUGGGUGGCAAACAAGGUCAGGAACGUAUGGGAGGAUGAGGUAUGGAAUGCUGAGAGGGAGCACGGCAAGGAGAAGGCGAAAACGCAGACGCCCGAGUCUACUCAAUGGCUAAACUCGAUUCUAGCCGCCGUGUGGCCGCUGAUCAACCCGGACUUGUUUACCAGUCUAGCGGAUACUUUGGAGGAUGUUAUGCAAGCCAGUUUACCCAAAAUCGUCCGCAUGGUCAGUAUCGAAGAUUUAGGCCAAGGCAGCGAAGCGAUACGCAUCUUGGGUAUCAAAUGGCUACCCACAGGAGCGGCAUCAAAAUCAGUGUCUCAAGACGGCAAGCUGCAGUCUGGCGAUCAAGAGCAGGACAACAGUGACCGACGUGUCUCCGGCCAGGGUAAAGUUCAGAACGGGUCUGGCAACGAGGGAAACGACCAAGGCGGUCAGCAAGAACAGAGUGAAGUCGCAGAAGGCAUGGAAGCAGAAGAGGGCGAUUUCGUCAACGUCGAGGUUGCAUUCGCAUACCGAGCACGGUCAAGCGGCAAGGGCAUGAAAAACAGAGCAAAGAACGCACACGUGUACCUCGCCUUCUAUCUCCCAGGAGGCAUUAAACUCCCUGUCUGGGCCGAACUCGAAGGCGCGGUAGGUGCCGUUCGCCUCCGUCUUCAACUGACCCCUGAUCCUCCCUUCUUUUCCCUUUGCACCCUGACAUUCCUCGGUCAACCAAAAGUCGACAUCGCAUGCACACCUCUCGUCAAAAAGGGCCUAGAUAUCAUGGACCUGCCAAUUCUCUCGAACUUUGUGCAAAGCUCCGUCGACGCCGCAACGGCCGAGUACGUGGCGCCGAAGAGCUUGACACUCGACCUGAAGGACAUGCUCGUGGGCGACGACUUCAAGAAAGACACGCAUGCUCGCGGUGUUCUUGUGGUCCGCAUCAAGCGCGCCUUCGAUUUCAAAGAAGGAGAUUCCAGCAUGAUACCCUUCAAAGAUGGCUCAGCGGAUCCGUACAUUUCAGUCGGCUGGGCCAAAUUUGGAAAGCCUGUAUGGUCUACUCGGGUAAUCGAGUCGGAGAUGGAGCCUCACUGGGAAGAGACGGCCUUCAUACCUGUCACCCCAGAAGAGUUGAACGUAGACGAGAGUUUACGGAUCCAGCUGUGGGACUCGGAUCGAACAAGCGCAGACGAUGAUCUAGGCCGCAUUGAGGUGGGUCUCAAGAAGUUAAUGAAGGACGAGGCGACGAACGGCAGAUUUGCGGACCGAACCGACGGCUUUAGAGCACUAAAAGCGGGCGAGUCAAUGCCCGGCAAACUCGACUGGAGUGUUGGGUACUUCUCCAAGACAAGAAUACAGGACUCGCAGGUUGCUCGUCAGGAUGCAGACUCGAGUGUCAACAGUAUCGACCAGGUUGAGGAGAAGGUUGAGGAGGAGAGCGAACGGAAGUUGAGAGAAACGAAGCGAGACGAGAAGGACGAGGUCGAGCAGCAGAAGGCGCAAGAUUUGAAGGCCAGGGAGGACGAGCUGAUCAACAGCACAUCUCCACCGCAGGAGUACCCGACGGGUAUCCUCAGCAUCGUGAUCCAUCAGAUCACAGGACUGGAACUCGAGGCCAUCAACAAGCGCCAGCAGGACAAGGAGCACGCCGAAGCCAGUGACGAAGAGGAAAGCGGCGACGACUUGCCGUCCAGCUAUUGCACCAUCAUUCUGAACCACCAGAAAGUCUUCAAGACAAGGACGAAGCCGAAGAACUCGAAACCCUUCUUCAACGCUGGAUGCGAACGCGUAAUCAGGGACUGGAGAAACACCGAGAUCCACAUCUCGGUCCGAGACGCGAGAGUCCACGAGGACGACCCGCUACUAGGCAUAGUGUACUUGCCAUUGUCCAAGAUUCUGAAGAAGAAGUGCAUGGUGAACGGCUUCUUCCCACUUACAGGCGGCAUCGGCUACGGCCGUGCCCGCAUCUCCAUGGUUUUCCGCCCGAUCCAGCUGCAGGCGCCAAGGGAGCUGCUAGGCUGGGAAAACGGCACGCUUGAAGUCUAUCCGCAAGCUAAAGCGGUUGGAGACUUGCCUAGCGACCUUUUAAGCUGCCGCCUGAAGAUCCGGACGACGUUGGACAGAGGGAAGAUGCAUCAUAACACCGGAGAGGCGAAUCACCAAGAGGGCGUAUGGUCGACGAGGAAAGACAGACCACUGUAUCUGCCCGUCAGGAAGAGAUACCGCAGUCCGCUCGUCGUAGAGUUCAGGAGCAGUAGCACACUACUAGACAAGUCUCCCGCGUUCGCGGUCUUUUGGCUCAAAGACCUGCCAGACGACGAGGAGAAGGUCCUGCACCUACCGGUCUGGAAAGGUGACUUGAAGCGCGCGGAAGCGAACUGCCUUACCGAGUGCGGAGAGAAAGUCGGCGCAAUCGAGCUGAAGAUGAAGUUCUGGCCAGGCUUGAGCCCCUACCAUGACAAGGCGGCGAGCAAAGACAAGAAUUUGGCCGACAUUAUGGAAGUGCUGGAUACGGCAGUCGACAACGAUGAGGACGGGUUCGACGUCGGCAACGACAAGGACAGAGAGGACUCUUCGAGCAGCAGCGACAGCGACUCUGACAGCGAGGACUCGCAUGCGCCGCGGGCGAUGAGCAAAUUAGGCGAGACUGCGAACGAGGAUGAUGGGAAGAGAGGUCCUGUUGAUGCGAUCAAGGAAUACACUAGCAACCAGAAGCAGCUGCAUCGGAGUAAUAGAGGACUGAUGCAGUGGAAGGCGCCUCGCACGAUCAAAUGGAUGAAGAACAAAAUCCAGCGCGGCGAACAACACAUUACAAAUCAUCUCCAUCAUCGUGACCGUGAGCCGGGCGUUGAGACGGAAGUUUAG